AGACUUAUGCAUCCACUUGCACAGGCCUUUUGAGGACGGAUUCUCUCCUGCAACGUAUGACUUUUCUGGUGUGAGAGCAGAACGACGCAUGCUAACGAUCCAGUGAUGCUGCGCCAAUCGGAUCACAUGACAGACCCUUUAGACAUGGAGCCCGGACAUUCCAUAAAACUCAGCGACUAUGAGAUGUAUCCUAUCCCUUGCGAAGGAGAGCCGGCCGAGUCUCAGUCUCAGGCUGCGCAACUAAACCAGACGGAAUCAGUACUCAGUUCCUCGGUACACGAGACUUCCGUGCAGGAGCUGGCUCCCGUGGAUGGCGGAUGGAAGGCCUGGCGAUUCUGCGCAGCUGGCGUUGUACUCGAAGCCAUGAUAUGGGGAUUUGGGUACAGCUAUGGUAUCUUCCAAGAUUAUUACACGUCCAAUCCACCAUUUGAGCACGCGUCCGUUGUCUCUAUCGCGGCAGUAGGAACUACAUCAAUAGGGAUACAAUUUGGGGAGACGAUAUUUCUUUCACUCUUCUUUGAGCGCUAUCCGGACUGGCUAAAGGCAAGCGCCUGGGUUGGCUUGCUGAUCGCCUUUGCCUCUCUCCUGUUGGCGAGCUUUGCUACCGAGCUAUGGCACCUCAUUCUCCUACAGGGUGUGUGCUUCGGCAUCAGCGGAGGCCUCAUUUACUAUCCCAUCAUUGUCUGGCUUCCGCAAUGGUUCGUUCGCCGGCGCGGCCUUGCCUCGGGCAUCAUCUUUUCAGGCUCUGGCGUUGGCGGCUUCGCAUUCCCGUUCAUGCUGCAAACCAUGCUAGAGAAAUAUGGGUUCCGUUGGACGUUGCGUAUCUGGUCAUUCUUCACGCUCGUAACCGUCGGUGUAGCAGUGCUCGGUAUGACGCCCCGUCUGCCCGUGCCCAAGUUCCGACGCGGGCAGAGGCCACGAUUCAUUCCUCCGCAGAUGCACUUCCUCAGAAGACCUAUGUUCUGGGCAUUGGGCAUCGCGACCGUUCUGCAGGUCCUCUCGUACAACUCCGUCUCACUAUACAUUGCUACAUACACCAAGGUCAUCUCCACGGCGUUCGAGGCGUCGGUAGUGCUCGCGCUCUUCAACUCCUCCGGCGUCAUCUUCCAGGUGCUCACCGGGCACCUGUGCGACCGGAUCCCGUACACGUGGGUCAUGUUCGUUAGCACGUUCGCCGGUGGCCUGUCCGUGUUCCUCCUCUGGGGCUUUGCGCGUACUCUCCCUCUCGUCUUUGUGUUCUCGGUCGUCUUCGGCGGCUUGAUGAGCGGCUUUAACUCUGUGGAGCUCCUCGCGAUCGCAGACUGUGCGGGUAGCAAGCCCGAGCAGUCAAGCAUCAUCUGGGCGCUCUGUUUCGUUUUUAGGGGCAUUGCGUCAGUAGUCGGACCGCUGGUAUCCGGUACCCUGUACGAUCUGGGGAAAACAUCACCGCAUGCGUCCGAGAUGAGCUAUGGGGCGUACGGGUUCCAGGCGCUGGAGAUAUUCGUCGGGGUUUGUGCUGUGGCGACCAGCGUUUCGAGUAUUGUUGUGGCGGCUACGAGGAGCAGAGUGCAGGUCCAGUCGUGAUGGGGUAUAUAGUCAUGAUAUAUGUUAUGGGCUUGGGGUAUAUGGUUCACUUCCCAGGGUUCCCGCCCAGUAAUCGGACACCUUCCCCAUCCGACACAGCAAUGAUUUGUGCCCGAUUUGUCUUUGUCAAGGUGUUCACUGCCUUGCGCAAGAGGGUGGUUGGAAUGCCUAAUAGCGGUGAGGGUACCGGUGGCUCGAUGAUCUCGUAGAAUGUCAGGAUAGUGUUCAGUUGACCGGUUGAUGAUG
Molecule: messenger RNA, 1809 nt
Organism: Laetiporus sulphureus 93-53
Lineage: Eukaryota; Fungi; Basidiomycota; Agaricomycetes; Polyporales; Laetiporaceae
Product: MFS general substrate transporter
Exons: 10
Coding region: 127-1563 (478 amino acids)
Biological process (GO): transmembrane transport
Cellular component (GO): fungal-type vacuole membrane
Molecular function (GO): transmembrane transporter activity
Source: RefSeq, a predicted model, not a curated record